Molecule: messenger RNA, 1786 nt
Organism: Sphaeramia orbicularis (orbiculate cardinalfish)
Lineage: Eukaryota; Metazoa; Chordata; Actinopteri; Kurtiformes; Apogonidae
Gene: ech1
Product: enoyl CoA hydratase 1, peroxisomal
Exons: 10
Coding region: 389-1324 (311 amino acids)
Cellular component (GO): mitochondrion
Molecular function (GO): delta(3,5)-delta(2,4)-dienoyl-CoA isomerase activity
Source: RefSeq, a predicted model, not a curated record
GUUAGCAUGCUAAUGUUGUCAGUGCUAGUGAUGGGUUAAAGACAGUUGUAAAGUCAAUGUUUUUAUUGCUUUUAUUACAUGUACAUUUUGUCAGUGAGUAGUAACGUCUGACUCACCACAGACACCAUUUAAAGUCCAAAUUUUGUGUUAAUUGCGGUGACAGAAGCUACGUUUACCGCCCUGUUUUGGUGGUUUUCAGACAGUUGUAGUUAGCUUGUUAGCAUUAGCCACAGUUGUCCAGCUGCUGCCGGAUCAAAUCAAACUGAAGAAGAGGAAGAAGAAGCUCCAGGUUUUCCAGGUUAAACAUUAAACCAGGAUCCAGGAGGACAGGAAAGAGUUAAAUCACCAGACCAGCUGCACGGAUUGACUCUACAGAGACGAAAAGGCGAUGUUGUCUUUCAUUUCCAGGUCAACUCUUACGAAAUACAGAGGACUGAGUCUGCCAAGUCGGUUUGUGAUCCGAGCCAUGUCGUCAUCGUCGUCCAGUCCAACCUCUCCUUACACCACGUUGGCCGUCAGUCGACCGGCCGAGUCCAUCACACAUGUGGAGCUGAAUCGACCUGAGAAACGCAACGCCAUGAACCGAGCCUUCUGGAGUGAGAUGGUGGAGUGUUUCAAUGAGAUCGCUGCAGAUCCAGACAGCAGAGUGGUGGUCGUUUCUGGAGCAGGAAAGAUCUUCACAGCCGGUAUUGACCUGAUGGACAUCGCCGGUGACGUCCUGCAGACAGACGGUGACGACACAGCGAGAACCUCAUGGAACAUAAGAAACACCAUCGUAAAGUACCAGGAGACAUUCUCUGUCAUCGAGAAGUGUCCGAAGCCCGUCAUUGUUGCGAUCCACGGAGCCUGUGUUGGAGGAGGUGUCGACCUCGUCACAGCCUGUGACAUCCGCCUCUGUACGCAGGACGCCUGGUUCCAGGUCAAGGAAGUGGAUAUCGGACUCGCGGCAGAUGUUGGAACUCUUCAGAGACUUCCCAAAGUCAUCGGCAGCCGCAGCUUAGUGAACGAACUGGCGCUGACGGCCCGGAAGAUGUACGCCGACGAGGCCAAGAGCAGCGGACUGGUCAGCCGAGUGUUUGCGGAUAAAGACGCCAUGAUGGCCGGAGCUCUGGAGAUGGCGGGGGAGAUCGCAGCUCGCAGCCCGGUGGCCAUCCAGGGAACCAAAGUGAACCUGGUCUACUCCAGAGACCACAGCGUCGCAGAGGGCCUCAACUACAUGGCCACGUGGAACAUGAGCAUGCUUCAGACCCACGACGUGAUGAAGUCUGCUCAGGCCGCCAUGGAGAAGAAGAGCCCCAAGAGCGUCACCUUCUCCAAACUGUAACGCCCACCGCGCCGAGCGAAUCCGACCGUGGCCUUUUUCUAUCGGAAGACCGACGACGUCUGCCCUUCACAUGGACGUGUUGAACAGGUUAGAGCAGGUGGAGCCCCUCAGGUGUCCUUAAACAUGUCUGAAGCUCUGAUGGACUCACAACACCACAUAAAUAACCUCUGAUAUGAGCUGACAAAUCAAUUAAUCAGUAAUUCAGUGUCAUGUGACUGAUCAGCUGUUUCUGUUGAUAAAAGCUAAAACAUAGUAGUGAAAGUGUUAAGGCAGCCUGAUGAGACCAAACAAGUUCAUGGAAAACACACAUAUGAACAUAUGACACCCUGUAACUGGUGUGCAUUCAGAUCUGUGUGUAAACACCAAUCAGAACCAGGUUUGAUUUAAUAGAAAAGCUAAUGUUCAGUUUUGUACGUCAUCGACUUGAAUGUGAAAAUAAAAAUGUGUAACUGAAACAUGAAA